CGCAGUGUAAUACGUACCCAACCCUAGGAUUUUUCAAGCAUCGUCGGACCGAGUAUUACUCAACCAAACUGCGAAGUCAGCUUACAGCGACACGUCAACUUGCGACUACACGCGCAUCUCAACAACACAGCACAAUAUGAAAACCGGCCUCUCAAUUUUCGGCCUCAUCGCCCUCGCAUCUGCCUCCCCACUACCCACGCCUGCACCCUCAGAAGCCCUCCCACUCGUAACCCUCUCCCUCAUCGGCUCACCCUCACACUACACACUCGGAUCAUCCCAAAGCCCACAAACCUCCACAUCAACAUCCAACAACGCAUGGUCGAUACAUAUACCCAUCGACGUGUCCCUCGAUCUCAGCACACGGCCCGAACACGUACAGGCCAUCGAGAUACUUGGGGUAGAGAAGGGAACGGAUCUGCAGGGAGAGGCAGUAGAGAGGGAUGAUGGGCAGGUGGUGUGUAAAGCCAGUUUGGGGUGGGGGAGUGAAGGGGUGGUCGUGAGGAUGGGUGGGGAGAGGAUUUUGCUUGAUGGGGGGAGGGUGGGGAGGGUUACGGGGGUGGUGUGUUGGAAGGAGGGGGUUUAG
Messenger RNA from Alternaria rosae, 583 nucleotides. RefSeq lists its product as uncharacterized. The transcript has a single exon. Lineage: Eukaryota; Fungi; Ascomycota; Dothideomycetes; Pleosporales; Pleosporaceae. The record is from RefSeq and is a predicted model, not a curated record. Bases 137 to 583 code for a protein of 148 amino acids.